AUGGACUCUUAUCAAAUAUUAGAGCUUAUAGGCUCUGGUUCAUAUGGUAAGGUGUAUAAAGCUCAUAGCGUGCUGACAAAGAAGUCUGUAGCACUCAAGGUCAUAUCAGUGAUGAAUAUGGAGAAUGGCGUACCAGUGGAGGUCAAGUACCUGAGUAAGCUGAAGGAUUGUAAUAAUAUAGUUCAGUUGACCGAUCACUUCUACACCAAUGAUAACAAACUUGUGCUCGUCUUUGAGUAUAUCGAAUACGACCUGUGGAAGUUCAUCUCACCAAAGAAGAACACUAUGUCAUUGGCCUGCAUCAAGUACUUUGUUGGACAGCUACUCAACGGCCUGGAACAGUGCCACGACAUGAACAUCAUGCACUUGGACAUCAAACCAUCCAAUCUACUCAUUGACUCUAGGUUUAACUUGAAGUUGGCGGACUUUGGCUUCACGACAUUUCAGGGCAAUCCCAAUCUCACCAAUCAGGUGAUCUCAUUGUUCUAUCGUCCACCCGAGUUGCUGAUGGGCGUCAAGGAGUAUGGCACCGAGGUGGACAUUUGGAGCGUCGGUUGUAUAAUGGCCGAGAUGCUCAGUGGCGGCUAUCUGUUUGCCGGCAGCAACGAGGAGGAUCAGCUCGAUCUGAUAUUCCGAACGUUUGGCACACCCACCGAGCAGAUCUGGCCAGGCGUGCGCUCGUUGCCCGGCUUCCAGCCUUACAAGCGACGUCGCUACGCUCAGAAGCAGAUACGCGACCUAUCCACCAUCAACUACCACAGCGAGGUCACACUCGACCUGCUGAGUAAGUUGUUGGUGCUCAAUCCAAGGAAGCGCAUCACGUGUCGCCAGGCGUUGAAUCACCCGUGGUUCAAGGAGUCGCCAUCCGCGCUGCCGCCCUCACAAAUGAUCACCGCAUCGCUCACCACGCGUCCUGUCAAGCUCGCCAAGAUCAACUCUCCCCUGCCCAUCUCCAAGCGUAUCCUAUCACAAUUCUUUGUCAACAACAAUCAACAGCCACAACCUAUACAACCGAUACAACCUAUACAACAACAGCAACAACAUCGACCAUCUCAACAACAACAACCUCAGCAACAAUAUAUAGCACAACAUGGACAACAACUACUACAACAUCAACACAAGAAACAACAACCUCAACAACCUUAUCAAUAUAUAACACUACUACAUCAUCAACAACAACAACAGCUACUACAACAGCAACAACAGCAACAACUACUACAACACCAACAUCAACAUCAACAAAGACAACAACAAAGACAACAUCAGUUGGAUCAAUCCAAUGUAUCUUCACCUAGUGAUGACUAUCAAUCACCAGACACAAUCACCAGCUCGUCAGACUUGGACGACAUCUCAUCGUUUGACGCGUUCUACGAGUCGUCGCCAAGCAGCGGCGGCUCCUACUCUGAACCGGAAUUCGAACUAGCCACCUACUACAACAUGAAGCGCAAGUCUAGCUAUGCGACCUCGGCCUACUCAGCCUCCUCGCCACCAUUCAAGCGAUAUCGACCAAUGAUGGAUGUGGGCGACACAGUCAACAACCCAAUAGUCAUCGAGUAG
Molecule: messenger RNA, 1557 nt
Organism: Acytostelium subglobosum LB1
Lineage: Eukaryota; Evosea; Eumycetozoa; Acytosteliales; Acytosteliaceae
Exons: 5
Coding region: 1-1557 (518 amino acids)
Biological process (GO): protein phosphorylation
Cellular component (GO): nucleus; cytoplasm
Molecular function (GO): cyclin-dependent protein serine/threonine kinase activity; ATP binding
Source: RefSeq, a predicted model, not a curated record